This is a messenger RNA of Anguilla rostrata (American eel), 4758 nucleotides long. RefSeq names its product tweety family member 2 (gene ttyh2). The record is from RefSeq and is a predicted model, not a curated record. The transcript is spliced from 16 exons. Bases 377 to 1996 code for a protein of 539 amino acids. Gene Ontology annotation, molecular function: volume-sensitive chloride channel activity; intracellularly calcium-gated chloride channel activity. Gene Ontology annotation, cellular component: plasma membrane. NCBI's taxonomy places the organism in Eukaryota, Metazoa, Chordata, Actinopteri, Anguilliformes, Anguillidae.
UGAUUCGCGCGCGCUCCCGAGAAAGAAGGCAGUUUCAAAAGAGCAUUGAGCGGAGCGCAGUGGGUGAACGAUUUGACAAGUAGAAGGAUGGCUGUUGUCGAAACGAAGCGAUGGGAUAUCGGAAUAAUUAGUUAAUUUUCUCCCGUGCAGCAUUCCUCGGCGUUAUUGCACGGACAGAAGUGAUUAUCCUGCUUCCGCGUUCUUUCAGCAAAUUUGUCUCUACUUAGCAAGCUAGCAGGGUUUUAAGCUAAAUGCAUUGUUUUGUUUGAAUGGUUACGGACGGGGCUGGUUGGAGGGACUGUGCUGCGCUUUCGCUGCCUUCAAUAGACGGGGGAAGAAGAAAAGUCGGUAGCUAGCUCCACUCGCCAAAACAGGGAUGUCUACUGCACGGGUAGACUACAUCGCACCUUGGUGGACUUACUGGCUGCACAAUUUCCCCCACAUCAAUCUGAGGUUCCAGCCCGUUGACAACAGCUUCCGACCGCAGGACGAGAACUACCAGCAGUCGCUGAUUUUCCUGGCCUGUGUGGCCGCAGCAGGCCUGGGGCUGAACCUGCUCUUCCUGGCCAUCUACCUGAGCUGCCUGUGCUGCUGCCGCAAGGAGGAGGAGGAGGAGAGCAAGAGGCCCAACUCCUGCUGCGUCACCUGGGCCGCCGUGGCCGCCGGGCUCCUCAGCUGCGCUGCGGUGGGAGUCGGUUUCUACGGAAACAGCGAGACCAACGACGGCGUCUAUCAGCUGACCUACUCCCUGUACAAUGCCAAUCACACGCUGGGAGGCGUGGAUAGUUUGGUGUCGGGCACCAUGGGCAGCAUGCAGAGCGGGCUGAAGCAGCACUUGGCGCGGCUGGACGAGAUCUUCGCCACGCGGGGCGACUACGUGCAGACCCUGCGCUUCAUGCAGCAGAUGGCCGACAGCAUCAUCAAGCAGCUGCUGGGCCUGCCCGACUGGGACCCCAGCAAAGUGGACCUGGCCGCCAUCGCCGAGCGGACGGGCCAGGUGGAGUACUACAGGUGGCUCACAUACUUGCUGCUGCUCAUCCUGGACCUUGUGAUCUGCCUGAUGGCUUGCCUUGGACUGGCCAAGCAGUCUCGUUGGCUGCUCACUACGAUGAUGGUGUUUGGGGUGCUGACUCUGGUCCUGAGCUGGGCGUCGCUAGGCGCGGACACCGCCACCGCUGUGGGCACCAGUGACUUCUGUGUGUCCCCAGACAAGUUCCUCAUGAACCAGACCAAGGGCUUUAUAAGCUCAGAUAUCGUGCAUUACUACCUGUACUGCAGUCAGAGUCUGCCCAACCCCUUCCAGCAGUCCCUCACCAUAUUCCAGAGGUCUCUGACCACCAUGCAGAUACAGAUCCAGGGCCUGCUGCAGUUCGCUGUGCCCCUGUUCCCCACUGCUGAGAGGGACCUGCUGAGUAUUCAGAACCUGCUCAACUCCUCGGAGGCCAGCUUGCACCAGCUGACUGCCCUGCUGGACUGCCGCAGCUUGCACAAGGACUACCUGGAUGCUCUGAUAGGGGUGUGCUAUGACGGGGUGGAGGGGCUGCUGUACCUGUGCCUGUUCUCCCUGCUGGCAGCCUGUGCUUUCUGCACCAUGCUCUGCGCCACGUCCCGGGCCUGGAGGCACAUCGCCAGCAGGGAGCGGGACUACGACGACAUCGACGAGGAGGACCCCUUCAACCCCCAGGCCCGGCGCAUCGCGGCCCACAACCCCAACCGGGCCAACAUGCACAGCUUCUGCAGCUACAGCAGCAGCCUGGGCAGCCAGACCAGCCUGCACCCCCCAGCACAGGCCGUCUCCAACGCCCCCGUCUCAGAGUACAUGAACCAGUCUGUUCUUUUCGGGGGGAACCCUCGCUACGAGAACGUGCCGCUCAUCGGGAGGGGCUCUCCUCCACCCUCGCCAUUUAGAAACAGAUACUCUCCCAGCAUGAGAGCCACCUACCUGUCUAUGACUGAGGACCAGAUCAGACACUUCGGGAACGAUUUCCAGGCAUAGACGUCCUCCUCUUCCUCCACCUCCUGCUCUCCCUUCCCCCACCCCGCCCCUCCAUCCCAGAGGAGCGACGCAAGCAACCUCCUUCAGCACGCGUCACGAACCGUGAUCCCCUGACCCCGACCUCCCUUUGACCUCCAGUUUUAGUGGGGAAGCAGGGGGGGGUUUCCCCCGGCGAAAUACCCCAGAGUGCUGCGUUCAGUCGCGGCCCCCCCCCACCCUCAAUUCGGGGAGGUCCCCCAACGGUCCAGACGGUGUAAGGUUCUCAGCCUUCAAUCUUCACCAAGUCAAGCUGACCAUUCAAACAGCAGUCACAGCAAACUUUAUAUAAACCUGUUCGCUGUCUCUCGUUUUUAAAGGGUUCAUGAACAUGACAGUAGUAGUGCUGUAAUAGGUCAUCCUAACAGAUUAGGUAGAAGUCUAAUAAGUCUUCCUGAGAGUAGAAUGCUCAGGAAAAACUGUUUUGUUUUUGUUUUGUUUUUUUGUUGUCCUUGUUCUCACAGACAGGUAACAGUGUGUCAGCUUAGUGGAAUGAAAUCGGAUUUUUGUCCACACCUAGUAGCUAACAUUUUACUCAAGCCAAAACAUUCUGUAAUACAACAAAAAAAAAAACUCAAGAACACUGGAGCCUUGAGCCAUUCUUACUGCCUUUGACCGUGUAUGCAGUGACUUCCCUGUCUGUUGCUAGUGAAACAUUGUUAAAGCCUUUUAGGCUCUUGAUCAUGAAUAACACUUGCGUUAUGUCAUGGAACAUUUUUGAUUUGUGAUGGUGUAAUAAGAACUUUUUUUUUUUAAGGAAAACUAACCAACAUUUUGUGACUCCUUUAAAUAAGUAACUGCUCAGACACCGAAAAUUCCUCUUGUGUAAGUGAAACUUCUUUUGAAGCGGUACUUCGUGUAUGAAUCCCGCAAAAGCAUGUUGUUUUGUGCCUCUGUGUCCUUGCCCCGCCCCCUUUCUCUCCAUCAAACUAACUAGCUCUGUGACUGUUAGAAUUUUAUACUUCGUAUCUUGUCCGUAUCCAAAGGUGUUUUUGACUGUUUGGUUGUUCGUUCGUGAGCGUUCGUUUGUUUAAAACUUGGUGGGUUGUUAACACUGGGUGAAGUCGCAUUUACAAGCAUGGUCAUUUGUUGAAGGCCUCCACCAAUAAGGCUAGCACUAGUUCUGGGCACGUGAAGGGGAGGGGAGGGGAGGGGAGGGGAUAAACCAAGCUGUAAACAGAUUAACAUGGGGAAGGAUGCCAGUCACAGUGCAGAUGCUGUACCUCACAGUACUAUUAUUCCGUUCAUCAGCUAGUGGUACCGAACACGCAAGCUGUUAACCAGCGUGUAGCGUUGCACUGAUCAGUAACUGUACCCGAGUCAGACCACCUGUUCACUGCCAGAGUCUCGGCCCUCAGACGACCUGGGGAACGACUAGUGCCAUGCCCUAAACACUGUCUUUAAACGGAUUACGCUUGAGCUGAACUCCCCUUCAAAUCCCUCCGACCACAGCGGCCAUACAUUUCAGCUCCAGUGCAGCGCUUCCUCUGGUUGAGCCGCAGCUGAAUCUCCCUGAAGCACAAAAACGCUGUCCACUGUGUUCCCUUACAGCUGAGGCAGGAGCAAAGCCAUUAAAACACCCCAAGAAGUCUUCCAAUUCACACCCCACACCAGUACGCCAUUCCAGCGGCGAUGGCCUCCUGUGUGUUCACUAUUCCACUAUUCCAAAGUUUCACUCUGCCGCUGAUGAAGUUCGGUGCACUCUGAUUCGCUGCCUCGUUAUGAAUAUUCAUGAGUAGGGUGGGGUUCCAAGCCAGAAAUUCCACAGCUGUAACAGAAGUAGUAUUAUGUUCUAGGGUUAAUGGGAUACUCUGUGUUCCCCUCAUUCUGAAAGGCCAUUGAUUCCCUUUCGAAAAUCAGACACGAGUGUGUGCAUUACCGAGACUUUCUGAGCCAGUUUACCUGCUCUUAAAAAAAAAAAAUACAAAAAAUCUGCUGAGCCCUGCACAGUCUAAUUAUUUAAUGUGAUCAACUCAUUUUUAUUUUUAUGGCUCUUGGAAGUUGAAAAUUUUGAAAAUUCCUAACACUCCUUUUGAAGCUAAAACGAUCUCUGUCGUCCCGUCUUGAUUCAUGUACAUAAAUUGUAUGAUAAUGACCAGAAGACUAGUUCGUUUAUUUUUUAAAUUUUUUUUUGUCUUUUUAAAAAAAUGUUUUGUUUUCCAAUGUGCCAGAAGUGGUUGGAGAUCAGCCUACUGAUGAGUGAGAACUGGAGCCAGACGGCUGUGACUUUUGUGUUUUCAAUCCACCGUUUCAAGGGUCACUCCCCCACCCCCAAAAAGAGAAGAGAAAAAAAUGUCACCUCGUAGCGCAAUUUUGAAUACAGCGCUAGCACGUCCAUCUUGCGAGCGAGCUGUGCCUCCUGUCUGGGAACCUGUGGGAAAGACAAGAACAAGACACCAAUCCGGUCUCACCCUGACAGGGAUGACUAAUAUUACGUCUUCCAUGAAGGGGGGGGGGGGGGGUAGUGAGCGUGUUACCACCCCUGAAAUUCUGAUUAACAAAAAAUCAGAUCAUAUUCUAAAAAUGGUUGAUUAUGUAGGCAUUUUUGUUUUUAUUUUGGUUUGUUUCAUUUUGUUUCGGUAGUUUGGUUGUCCUGUGCAUGUAAGGUUGUUUCAAUGUAGCUUGGUCUACAGCCAUUGAGAAUGGUGCUUGGUUUCUAUGUAUAAUACUAAAGCCCCCAUGCAGGGGGGGAAUAAAUCAUGGUAAUAAAAUACUUUUAAAUAGCA